CCGUGCGAGCAGCGAAAAUUCUGGUGGUGAGCUGCCAGGAUACAGGCGACAUCCUUAGCGCAAUCGAAAACGAUGAGGACUGCGCGAAGCAUCGCGACACCAUGGAAAAGCAGGCAUUGAACGAGGGCUUAAUAACUGGAGCUGGAGAAGGCGACUGGAAGAGUCUGGUGCUGAGCUACAUCAAAGUGGAUGCGGCAUCUACAGAGGAAUUUGCAGGUGAAUGCGGAACGCGAAUCGUCCUGACCACGUAUUUCUCCUUCGGGAAGGUGCAUGAGGUGGUCACGACCCUAGGUGUUGCAGUCGGGCGCCUCAUUCUCGAUGAAGCCCACUGGGUCUGCGGCAGCCGAGCACAGAAGCUCAUCUUCAACGACAUCCUCCAGUGCCUGUGCGAUAGAAUCAUUUUCUUGACGGGCACUCCGGUGCAACGAAACGGGAUCAAAAUGAUAGAGGACUGCGGUUACAUGCCGAAACCAUACCUUUACAACAGCGCUAUAGAGGACGGUAUUUGCUGUCGGAUCGAGCCUGUCGUCGCGCAGAUGGAGAAGCCGCCAAGGUAUCUGGCGAGCAUUCGGCAGACUGCAGCCCAAAACGGAUUGGACGAGGAGGCAUGCGAUAUUCUGGACGGGAUCAUUCGCACUAUUCUGAGAAAAGCGAACGUACGUACCGCAUGGAAUAUUGUGCUGUAUCACCAGUUCGGAUCGACGAAGCGUCCCACGUUGACAAGUAAGUCCGUUGCAAAUAGAGUAAUCGUGGAGAAGCGUGGCACAAGUCCAGAAGCCCCGGUGAAGCGCGUUUCGCAGCAGUAUUUCAGUGCUGCGCUUGAGCUCAUCCAAACGAACGAAUUUGGCAGCAACACCUUCAAAUUCAAGGGAGAAGACGCACAAUUGGCGUGUAUCGCGCGGCGCCCGCCUUCGCUCCCAGAUGACGCUCCCGAGGACGAUUGCUACUAUCCGAAGCCCGAAGACGAGCAGAAGUACCGAAAGCGGUUCUGCGUCGCGCCAAGGCCAGGCCAAAUUUCGCUGGUCACAAACUGCAAGGUGUGGGAGGAAGGAACUGACGUACCAUAUGCAAAUAUGAUGGUUCCAGUGACACCGAGCAGGAGUUUCAAAACGGAAACGCAGCGGCAGAUGCGAGCCUGUCGGAGGCGGGACGACGACGAUGGUCACCCAGCUGUCAUUCUGUUUCUGGCUGAGCGCGGGUCACAGCUUCGCCCGCCAGACAAUCAGGCUCAGAGUAACCUCUUCCGCUCCGACGACUUCCUCCAGAAAGCUCUUGGUCCGAGAAAAACGGCCCUGAUAGCGGUUCUGUCGCUGUUAUACCUCCAGAAGUUCUCCAGUAAGGACGAGGAUCCAGAUGUCGACACCGUGGCGGAACUCGCGGGUUGGACCGCGGCAGAUGAGGAUCCAGAAUCCGAGGACGACGAUGAGCAGCCCCCGGCGAUGAGCAACACAAAUCCAGAAGCUUUGGGAGCCACGCGUGACAAGUUGCAGUCCGUAGCGUAG
Messenger RNA from Amoebophrya sp. A120, 1502 nucleotides. The record is from the annotation of a GenBank genome assembly. NCBI's taxonomy places the organism in Eukaryota, Dinophyceae, Syndiniales, Amoebophryaceae.